Chelonoidis abingdonii (Abingdon island giant tortoise) is the source of this 1503-nucleotide messenger RNA. The record is from RefSeq and is a predicted model, not a curated record. Lineage: Eukaryota; Metazoa; Chordata; Testudines; Testudinidae.
AUGGUCAGAAGCGGAGAUGUCCCUGGAGCUGCUCUAGAGGCUUCUGCUGCUCCCCGAGUCAUCAGGGUGACCGUCAAGACCCCUGGGCAGAAGGAGGAGUUCGUGGUGCCCGAGGACAGGCUCAUCAAGGAGUUUAAGGCUGGCAUCGCAACCCGUUUCUCCUCUCCCACCGACCGACUCGUGCUGAUAUUUGCUGGCAGGAUUUUAAAAGAUCAGAAGACCUUGAGCCAGCAUGGGAUCCAGGACGAUGCCACCAUCUACCUUGUCAUCCAGUCACGAAGGAGACCUCAGGAGUGUCCAGGUCAGCAUGCCAGCUCCCCAGAGGGUGCAGCUGCCACCCAAGCAGAGAACAGCAGCCUCUCCAGGCUGGGAUCUUCUGGCAGCACGGCCUUUGGCACAGACGGCCUGCGGGAGCUUGCCAGCAACCUCGGCCUGAACACGGCCAACUUCUCUGAGUUCCAGAGCCAGCUCACGUCCAACCCUGAGAUGAUGUUCCAGCUCUUGGAGAACCCCUUUAUUCAGAGCCGGCUCUCCAACCCAAACCUGAUGACCGAGCUGAUCACGGACAAUCCUCUGAAGCAACAAGUGAUCCAGAAAACCCCGGAGAUUGGCCACUUCCUGAACACCCCUGAUAUUCUGAGGCUCAUGCUGGAGCUUGCUCGGAGUCCGGCCACUGUGCGGGAAAUCAUGAAAGACCCCAGCCAGGCCUUGAGCUUUCUGGGCAGCAUCCUGGGCGGACGCAGCGCCUCUCAGCAUGUGGGUAGGGAUCACUCGGAUUUAACGCUGGAGGCAGUGCAGACGCAGGCUACAGAGUACUCAUUUGCUUCUCUGAGGAGCAAUUCAUCCCUUGCCAGCAGCCAACCUCCUUCGCCCCCGGCUUGUACUCUGCCAUCCAGCUCCCCUAGUAACACCAGUGGCAGCAGCCUUGGCUGCAGCUGUAGCAUUACUGACUGCACAGCACAGAGUUGCACUGGAGUCACUCCAGACCCAGGAAGAGGAGCCAGUGCCGCUGUCUCAACAGCCAUCAAGAGCUUGCUGCAGCAGGCUGUCAAACAGCUUGUGCAGAACAUUCUGGUCGGGCCUGAUGCGAGAACCAUGUGGCAGUCGCCUGGCCGGAACCCCGACCUGGGGACAAAGACACUACUGCAGAGCCCCCCGAUAGCUGGGAAGCCUCUGAUGCAGCCCCUCCAAACCUUCCAUCAGCAAAUCUGGCACCCAGAGGUGCCAGCGGCCAUGCCAGGCCCUAGAGAAAUGCAAGUGCUGGCACAGAUUCAGCAGAGGCUGCAGGCACUGGCAAUGGGAGAACCUGGCAUCCCAGUGCAGUUCCUGUCUCCUUUAGCGGGGUCGGGGCAUGCUGCAGGCUCAGGAGGGAGAGCCCUCUCUAGCUCUGGGCUCAGGGAAGCGGCACACUCAGCCUCAGCAGCACCAAGCCAGCAGUUCACUGUUCAGCAGGUGUUGCAGGCCCUUGCUAGAGCAAAUCCUCAGGAAGCCCAAAACCUCUGA